Salpingoeca rosetta is the source of this 1122-nucleotide messenger RNA. RefSeq lists its product as uncharacterized. Gene Ontology annotation, molecular function: nucleotide binding. Lineage: Eukaryota; Choanoflagellata; Craspedida; Salpingoecidae. The transcript has 6 exons. The coding region runs from base 1 to 1122 and encodes 373 amino acids. The record is from RefSeq and is a predicted model, not a curated record.
AUGGACGAGGCCAUGAUCACGGGGCGAAUCAACACUCGUCUCGUCUCCAAAGGCGUUGACGGCAUUGUCAUGUGGGCGGCACCAUGGCAUCGUGUUGCCAUUGGUGUGUGGGUUGCGCUGCUGACCUCGGGUGCCGCUGACACAUUCGCCGUGUUUGACAAGACGGGCACGCUGACGGUUGGAUCUCCACAAGUCAUGCGAUUGUGGCGCACGUCGGCGCUGUCUCCUGCAACGGACUUCAAGACAUUCUCUGGUCGCGGCAUCUCAGCAACCGUGGACAGCAUGCCCAUUGUCAUUGGCAUGCACAUUGAGACGAUGCACGAAGACGACGAGACGCGUGGCUACACGGUUGUUACGUGCUCGGCAGACGGCAACCUCCUGCCUGGGCCAUGUGGGGUCUCGCUGACACGUGCAAGCCUUCGAGGCGAAGAGAGCGGUGCGCCUGCUGCGCCCGCACGGCCUGACCAUGGCCAUGCUCACGGGCGACUGCGCGGUCCAUUUGGGGCAGAGAUUGGCAUCGACAACGUGCUCGCAGCAGCGUGCAGGAGCUGCAGGCGAAAGGGCGAGGUGGUGGCAAUAGUUGGCGACAACAUCAACAUUGAGUCAGCGGAUGUCGUUCUGAUGAUUAAGGACAACCUGCUUGCUGAAUCCAUCCACUGGUCGUGGCAAGUGGCCACCUCUUCAGCAACGCCAACGACGGACGUGCACGCGAUCCGCGAAAUCACCAGCGUCCACGUCUCGGAGAUCCAAUCCAUCGCAACAGCCACCACUUCGUCACCUUCUCCUGUGCUCCUGUGGCAUCAUUUUGGCGAGGGCCAUGGCUUCAUCGGCACCAUCAGCAUGUCUGCGAGCAGAGAGCAGCACCUGCUUGUGCCGGAGGCCUGUGUUUUGGCAAUGUACAGCGUGACCUCCUCCUCCACGUCGCUGCGCUUGUCCCUGAUCCACAGCCCUCUUGCAGCAGGGCACUCCUGGUCGCUGGCGGAUACGGUGGCGCAAAGUGUUUGGAACGUGGACAAGCCCUGCCGUGUGGCCGCUCUGCUGCCCCCGUUUGGUGGUCAGCGCAGUCGAUCAGAGGCAACAGCGGGGGUGUGCGCCAGCCCCUGGAUGGGGAGCACGUCCUGA